Molecule: messenger RNA, 1114 nt
Organism: Effrenium voratum
Lineage: Eukaryota; Dinophyceae; Suessiales; Symbiodiniaceae
Source: the annotation of a GenBank genome assembly
AGCCCGCCCUUUGCGCCGAAAUCGGGCACGCUGGAGGGUGCGGAGGCUUGAUCCCAUGGAUUGCGAGGCGCUGCUAGCGCAGCUGACACAGCAGGUGGUGCAGGAGCACCUCAAUGAGGAGGGCGACUCGGUGUAUGAGGCCUCGAGGGCGCCCAGCCCUCCGGGCCGCUUCACCUCGAGGCGGAAGCCCAGGAACCCCCCUGCUUCACAAGUCCUGGGCCGUCCUGCGCGGCUCAUGGGCGGCGUGCGGGGCGCCGGCGGCGACCCGUUUGAUGCCGAAGGCACACAGGCAGAGACGCCGGCAAUGAGACAUCUGGCACUGCUGGAGGAGGCGGUGCUCAAGGGGACGGAGUUGCCGCCGCUUUGCAGCCUCACAGGUGGCUCGGCUUCGAGCGCACCGAAGGCCAAAGUAAAAGUGCCGCCGCCUCCCAGGGCAGUGCCAGACAUGCCAGACGCGCCGAGGCUGCUAGUCACUGAAGGCACCUGGGGAUUGCAGCCGCCCGCUUCGUCGCUGCGGCGGUCCCCGGCGGCUUUGGCAGCACCCCUUGGCUGCCGCACCUCGCAUUUGCGGGGCUCGGGCCUGGCACGGAAGGGCGCCGGGGCCGCGCAGACGGCGCUGUGGGUGAGCAUGGAGGCAGAGCGCUUGCGUGAGGAAGCCCGGCACCCGAAGAGCUUGGGUGUCAGCUUCGCCACUGCCUUCCUGGUGAACCGCGGGUGCAAAUGCUAUGAGGUUGACAAAAUCUUACAUUAGCUUGCAUUCUACCUUGCUGAAGUUCGGAGGAGAUACUUGGGCAACAGUGCUUUGAUUGGCCCGUAUGGAGCCAAUGGAGCCAUUUGUUUUUUGGAAACUGCCAGUGGGGAGAGCUCAUCGGCAAUCAAUCCUGAACUUAUGAGGGAGCAUGUCACUGCAAGGCCUGAAAGAAUGCAGCCGCUCUCUGCUCGACUCUCCGCAGUGCAGCCAAUUGGAAAUUGACAGUCUCGAGCCUUUGCGCUGCUUUUGCAGUUGGAUAUGCCUGGCUCGCUGUACAGACAUAGAUCCGGUACUCAGGAUGAAAUUAGCUCCAUUACAUUCUCUUAAAGAGAAAUGGUCAACCCGCAUGCUGGACAAUAAAAA